AUGGACACAAGCUAUCAAGACGAAGCAAACGCUUCGCAACGACCAGACCGCCCAGACCCAGUUAGUUUUCGACUGCAAUAUUUCAUGAUUCAAAAAGAGUCAACACCAUUGAGAAUCAAUUUUUUGAUUUAGAAGAUGCAGAAAUAUUGAUAUCAGAUUUCAAAAAUAUAUUCAUUUUUCAAAACUGUCCUUCGCAGAGACUACAAGUUUCUCGAACUUCGCUUAUUCUUCGAUAAAAUUGAGAAAAGAUUCUUAACAUUAUUCGUCACAUCUAUCACAUAGCACUCGAGGGGAAUCGAACCUACUAAAAAAAGUCGAUCAUGAGACUGGCCCUCUAACCACUGCGCCAGCCCUUCUCGAUGAUAGAGGACGGUUCAGGCGUGUAGAAGGCUCUUCUUGUAUUUCUUUGAGGAGCUUCUUCUCAGAAGCCUAUGUGGUUUAGCAGAGAGUCUAUAUUGUUUCUAAGAGCUCUUACCUAGGUCUAUGAGCCACCCUCGUCCCCGAGCCCGAGUAGUUCCCCACGGCGUUCCCAAACGGGGUGGGGAGACGUCAAAAAAAUUUUGGCGCGAAAUUAGAAAUAUCAAGUACGCAGCCAAAUGUAUUCUUCAUGCCGUUCAAUACUCAGUUUAAUUUAAUACGCACUCACUUUUUUAUGUAAAUUCAGAAACUUUGACGCCUCGCUCACCUUACCUCACCCCAUUAGGAGUGCCGUGCCCUAGUGAGAUUGAAAGUGUACCUUACUUAUCCGUUUCAGUGAAAACUUCCUACUGAAAUAUCUGUUACAGUAGGUUUAAAACGUUAAUACAAACUUGCGAAAAAAAAAUUGAACAUUCGAAAAAUUGAAAAUUAUCGAUUGGGUCUUAUCGCCACGUUUUUGACGUUCCCAAAGCCCACGUAAAUUAAAGGCUCAUUUCUGUCGUUUGGCUGAAUUGCUUGGCUUGGCAUAGGCUAUCUUUCCAAUCCUCAAGCUCGAGAGGAAUCGAACCUACUCAAAAAAAAAAAAUGAAAACUAUGAGACUGGCCCUCUUACCACUGCGCCAGCCCACCUCGGUGAAAGAGGACGGCCCAGGCGCGUACAAGAAACUUGAAACAUUAUCUUAUUCUUCGAAAAUCAUCGAAUUGAAAAAUUCAACUGCAAACAAAAUUUUCUUUUACAGCCUCAACCGACUCAAUCCAUCCCGAUGUCGUACUACUCGGCGGACGCUGUAAGUUUCUUUGACUUCCUUCCAAUCUUUCCCAAAAAAAACUUACUCUGCAUUGGCAAAGUCGGGAAGGUUGGAUAAAGGCUCCAAGGAAAUUUUCCUUUUAGGUUGAUAUUUCCCAAUAUUUCUUGAGCCUUUAAAAUCCCAGAAAAAUGGAAGAUUCGAUAAAGAGAUCCUUUUUGCUGCUUUUUUGCGGCCUUUUUGCGGCCUUUUUGAGACCUUCUUUGAGCCUCCCACUUUGAGCAGUCAUUAUCGGCCAUUCCGAAGUUGCCCGAGUGAGGAGUUUCAAAACUUUUCAAGAAGACAAAUGGAAGUAAUUCGUGAAACUAUCUAAUAAUUUUGCCCAUACAGAAAUUUAUCACGACCUUUUGGAAAUUCCGUAUCCAAAGUAAUUUCUUCAAAGUUCAAAAUCCUUCCAUGACUUUUCAAAAUUUCAUUGUCCUUUUCCUUUCUUUGACGGCUUUUUUUUAAACUCGAAGAAUCACUUUGAACACGGGGUUAGUCUAAUUAGACUCUAAACACUUGAAGUUUGAAAUUGAAAGUAAAAGAAGUAUUAAGAGAAUCAUCGCAACUUCAGACCAUUCUAAACACGGUUGAGAUGAGUGACAAUAAAAAUAUUACCAAAUUCAUUUCACUGAUAUGUCCAUUACAUCUAAUAGAUCAAAUAGAUCAAGUAUGAGUAAAAAAAAUGAAUAUAGUCGGUUCGUCACGACUUGAAAAGUAAUGGGACUUUUCGGCACCCUCCUUAUCUCUCGACGUCUCUCUCAUGUUUACUUGCUAUUUCCAUGUUUCUCUGACCUCGCCGAUAAGGGAACAGAGAGACGCAGACACGCGAGAACUGUCAAGUCGUGGCGGAAGGACUAUAUUGGCGGAUAUUGAUUGAAUUUUUCCAAAUUGGCUAUUUUAUAGGUGACAGAGUUCCUCCGCCGAAAUGAACGUCUUAUGGGCCUUGAGAUACCAACUUACCAAGUCGCCGUGAGAAGAAACCGCAGUGGGGAAGCAGUAAGUUCUUUGACCCGCUCGAUUUUUUUUUGAACUUUUUUUAAAGAGCUUCCAAAGCCUUAAAAAUCUGGGUAAAAAAAGCUUUAAAAAAAGAGUAUUCUUUUAAUUUUUUUCUCCAGAAGAUUUUUUUGAAGAAACCCUAAUUAUUUUAAGUUUUUUUCGAAUGAUAGUGAUUUUUUUGAUUUACAAAAUUAACUUCAACCUACGUUAUGGAAACCUUCCACCUUUUUUUAGAAAUUUAUUCGACCCGAAAAAAAUUCCACACAUUUAGGACCAAAUGGUACCUUAUUGAGCUUCCAAGAACGAAACAAGCUAGAAAAAAAGUCGUUCAAAAACAUAGUUUGAAAAAAAUUAUUAUCGAUCUAAUCAGUUCUAACCUCAAUAACUAACGAACUGUAAAAAGUCCUGAACAAUUUAAACCGCAAAGGACGAUUUAAAAAGAAAAAUUUUUUUAGCGUCUCGAGCUGACCUUGGUACCCGCACGGAUGAGCCCAGAUGUUGGUUUUUUUAAAUUUUUUUAUCCCAUCUUUUUUUGAACUAGUAUGUUCAGUAUUAACUAUGCAUAGGACAAGUUGGAUUACAAUAAGAACGUAUCAAAAUGAAAUUGAGAGCAGGAUCGAAAAAAAAAAUUGAAUUGAAUGGGAAUUUCUCGGAGUUUUUUUAGGAAGAAGGAUUCUCCUUAUAAAAAAACUAACUGGAUCUUAUAUAUUAUUAAGAAAAUAGGUUUCUUUAUAGAUAUUUUUCCCACCUGCAACAAUCUGCGUCUAUUUUCCCAACAAGAAAACAGACUUGCAAAAAAAAGGGAAUUCCAAUACUCUAAGAAAAUUUUGAAGGCUUUUUUCGUAAAGAAAGUUGGAUCUAGUGCUCUCAAUUUGAUCGAUUUGUGAAUCCAAUGAAUAAAAAACUCCAGACUGACAAGAACUAUGUCGAUUUUGAUUUUUAAUCAGGAUUUUUCAGACUACAAUGGCUAUAGAAGGACGAAGAACCGAGACGCCCAGAGAGGAAUGGAAUGUUUACCCAGAAAGGAAUAGAAGCGAUGUGUCCCAGAACUUGGUCAGUUUUUUGACUCUCUUCCAAUACUUUUGAACUCAAAAUACUCUUGUUCUGGAUAAGAAAAUAAAUAAAAACCAAAAAUAAAGAAGUGAGCGCAAAUAUUUUCAAACGGUUUUUUCAUUUAAAAAAAAAAUCAUAUUUUCUGACCUUUCUCCAUUUUUGGGUAAAGGUCAGAUUCUAAAAAAAGUUCUGUGAAUUUCAAGCUCUCUGAUCGGUUAGGGGCGGAGUCUGAGCAAUGACUUGACGUUCAAAAUCUGUACAGGCUGUUUCAAAACCUCUGAUUUUUGAGCAUUAUGUUUGUCGCUGACUACUAGACUUGCAGAUCCUUUUCUAAUAAUAACGGAGAAAAUUUUCAACGUUUUUUUCCUAGACUUCUCGGAGAAUUUUGUCUUUUGAGUGUGGCAUGUUUUGCAUUGAACGAAAUCUCUACUAAAUCAGGACUUUCAAAUUUUGAUCGCAGUAUUUUAAGACCGAGGCCGUGAAUUUUAUUGACAACGACACGAAUCUGGACGUUGACGACGGAGAAGAAGAAGGAAAGGUGGAAGAAAUGGUCGCGAGUCCUGAAGGCAAUCCGGUCAGUUUUUUUUUCUUCUUCUUCUUUUUCAUUCAGAAAAAUAAGGACAAGCUUUUGAGUUAGAGAAAUCUCUUCUGAUUUUAUGGAACUUUGUAUCUUUGGGUUGAGCUCAUAAAAAAAAAUAUCGAAUGCAAGUUUCUCUAUGGACUUCAAAUACAGUCUUUGACGGUUUUGAAGAACUCAAAAACAUAACAAGGGAUUUCGGCAAUUGAAAAUAUAUUUUGAUAGAGACAGGGCUCCCGAGACUCGAGUGCUGACAAUAGUAGCCAUCUCGUUUUCUGUGCGAAACCCCAGUGAAACCAUUUAAAAACUCGAAUUUGCAGGCUAUCUCCCGUGCAGAAACAUGGAUCACGAUGAGGAAACGCAAGGCUGGCGAAAGCCGCUCAGCGCAACCGCCAAAGGUUAGUUCGAUAAAAAUUGAGACCUUGAAAACAAAAUAUAGCCUUAAUUUUUCGGGUUAGUUUUCCAUUUCUACAUACAAAAAAAAUGAGGAAGUUUCGAGACUCGAAGAAUCAAUAAGCGAUGAGAAAAACUCCUUUUUUCUGCGCGGACUUCCAGGGAAAUCUUUUAAAAUUUCGAAUUUAUAGGCUUCUUCUCACGCAGAAUCAUGGAUCACCAUGCGGAAGCACAAGGCUGGCGAAAGCCGCUCAGCGCAACCGCCAAAGGUUAGUUUGACAAAAAAAUGAUACUUUGAAAAUAAAAUAAAUUAUUCGCAAUGAUAGUACAUUUAUUCAUUGUUUUACAGAAUACGAUGGCUGACGAGGUACACAGAGCCGAGGCACGAAGGGACGAGGAGGACUUUUGCACAGUCCAACAUGAAGGCGAGCAGGCGCAGAGUGAUCCCGUUAGUUUUCUCGCCCUCUUCCAAUACUUUCGAACUCGAAAUACUCCUGUUCUCCGGGUUUUAGAUAAGAAAAUAAAAAAUCCACAAAAUCUAAAGUGAACAUGGAAAGAAAAAAAGGAUUUCAAACAGUCAUUUCAUCAAACGGAACUCAAGUUUCUGUCUUUUUGUCCAUAUUUGGAUGAAGGUCAGGCUCGGUCUGUUCAGAUUUGGAAUGUCAGACAGCAAGCUCCGCCCCCAACAGCGCUCUGUGGAUCGCAAGGUCUCUGACCGGUUAAGGGGCGGAAUCUGAGCGAUGACUUGACAUUCAAAAAUUGAACAGGCUUCAUAACCUCUGAUUUUAUGAGCAGGAUGUUUGUUGCGGACAACUAGACUUGCACAUCCUUUUCUAAUAGUAACGGAGAAAGUUUUCAACAUUGCUUUUUUUUCUGGACUUCUCAAAGAAUUUCGUCAUUUGGGUGUGGCAUAUUUUGCAUUAACAAAAUCUCUACUGAAUAAGGAGUUUCAUAUUUUUUUUAUCGCAGCAUUUUAAGGCCGAGGCCGUGAAUGGCGACUUAAAUGUGAAAGACGAGGACGUAGAAGAAGCAAGAAAGGUGGAAGAACAGGUCAAAAGUCCUGAAGCCAAUCCGGUCAGUUUCUUUCUCUUCUUCUUUCUCAUUCAGAAUAGCCAAACUAAGAAAAGCUUUUGACUCAGAGGAACCUCUCCUAUUUUUUCUGAAACUAAGUUUCCGAUUGCAACCUUUCUUUUUCCGAUUGCAACCUUUCCGAUUGCAACCUUUCCAUCUCGUUUUUCUGUGCAAAAUCCCAAUGAAACCAUUCAAAAAUUUUGAAUUUGCAGGCCGUCUCCAACCCAGGCUCGUGGAUAACCGCACGGAAGCGCAAGGCUGGCGACACACGCUCAGCUCAACCGCCAAAGGUUAGUUCGAUAAAAAUUGAGACUUUAAGAACAAAAUAUAGCCUUCACAUGAACCCUACAUUCAUGGGAACAAAAAUACACCAAACUAAACUUUUAAUGAAAAUUUUUGGAUCGGUUUAACAUUUGAAAACAUUUCAAAGAUGCGUAUGUUCUCGGAAAAGCUUAUUUUUUGAGCUCUCUAGAAUUCAUAAAAGCUGACUGAUUUUUCGAAAAGUUAACUUUUCUUUUCGUAUACGUCUUCCUUUUCAUACUUACGAAUUCCAGAGUGGUUCCUAUAGCAUAGAGAAGGAAAACUGAAACCCCUGGAAUCACUUUUGCUAGUGGCCCUUACUAUUAGAGGGGUUGGUAAAGUGGUCCCUAGAAAGUGAUUCCAGGGGUUUCAGUUUUUCCACUGGUCCAAUUGGUUUUAUGGUUGCCCCUCUAAGGAGCACUCUGGAGCUCCUGAGUAUGAGAUCAAAAACAAAUGAAAAGUAGUGACGAGAACAAUUGUAGUGAUGUUCCUUCGAAGAACGCCAAAAUAAGUGAUAUUAGAUUUUUUCGCUUCGAAAAUAAAUUGAUUACCAUAGAAAAAAGGGAAAUUCAGAGACAGUUCCCGGGACCGACGGAAUGCAAAGAAAGGGCCGAAGAGCUUGAACAAGUCGGCCAUGAGGAGGAGCCGUGGGUCGAGGAAGGAAGCCAAGAUGGAGAAGAAUUGCGCCGACCGGAGGAGGGAAACCUGAAUGUGGAUGGUUCCCCAGAAGAAGUAAGUCUUUUGACGUCUCUUCUAAAUGCCUUUCAGUUUCAGUGAAACUCAGCUUUUUUCUAAAAUUUACGGGGAUUAUAGGCCAGUUCGGAAAGGGUCGAAAAAGGCUCUAUGGAGAUUUUCCUUUUAGGGUGAUAAAGGUCCCUUAUUGGUGCCUCUUUGUGCCAAUUCAUCGGCUAUCAUGCACCAUUGUUGCUCCCUCUCGAUAAGACUCGAUAAAAGGACUCUUUUUGCUCCCAUUUUGCUGCCUUUCUCCUGCCUUUCUGCUACCUUUAUGCGGCCUGUUUGCUGCCUUUCUCCUGCCUUUCUGCUACCUUUAUGCGGCCUGUUUGCUGCAUUUUUCCGGCCUUUUGCCUUUUUUGAGCUUUCCCAUGUUAACGGCCAUUAUCCACCAUUCUGACUUUGCUCGAGAAGGAUAGAAACACUUGCAACUAAAUUAACGAAAAAAUGAGAAAAGAUAAAGUUUAGAACAAUCAUUUCGCUAGUAAUUAUUUUGAAGUUUGUUCUAAGAAGCUCAAGAUCUUAAGAAUCUUAAAAUGAAGCCUGUUUGACUUUAAAAAAAUUGAUUCAGCAGGUACUCGACGACCUCGAAGAAGUCCCGGCCGAAUUUGAAGAUUUCGACGAUUCGGAUGAAACGUCAUCUUCCCGGGUAAUUUUCUCGGCUAUGCUUUAUGAAUUUAUCAGUGGAUUCACUUGACUGUGGAAUACAAACUAUUUCUUUGAGCCACUCGUUAAGAUUCCUGUGGAACUUCCUGAGUCUUCAUUUUUGCCGUGUUUUCAAGCAUUCCUAUCAUAUUCUAUCCCUAGAUUCUACAUUCAACUUUAAAUAUAUCACUUUAACCUAUUCGGUGGGAACCUGGAAGCUUCGAAAACCUCCGAAAUUUUGAGGAAAUGGAAGUUUUUAAUAUCUGACUAGGGAAUGGUCUCAACUCAAAGUGACACUUAGACUUGGAAAAUUCGAAUCUCGAGUAAGCAGCAAAAAAAGACGUUAAUAACGUUGAAUACUCAGUGUAAUUUGUGACGUAGAAUGACCUAAUUUUAUCCGGAGGGCGCAAUUACCUUUUUGUAGAUUAACAAACUUCUCCCAUUAGGAAUGCCGUGUGAGAUGAUAAAAGCUGAGAAUUUUCGGCAAAAAAGGAAAAGCCUGAAAAACCAAAUUCAAAUCAAUGUAUUCCAAUUAGGGAGAACAAAAAGUGGUAGUAAAUACUCAUUUUUGAAGAUUUAUCAAAUUUUCUUAUGACUUUUCACUUUAUUAUGAAGUAACUGAAAAUGAAUAAAAUACAAGAAAGUCAUAUUUAAUUUCAAAAGGGUGGUCUUACCUAAGUUUUUUCUCUUUUUAUUCAUUAAAAAGGAAAUUUUUAAGGCGACGGACGAGCUCGUGGCGGAUAUCCGCCUCUUGUUCGAACUGGAGGCGGACGAGGAGUUCGACGUGGACGAAGACGAGGAAGACUCCGAGGUCGGUUUUUCGAAUCCUUUUUCUUUUGUCAUUUGGCUACCCUAAAAAAACGUUUCCUAGUUAGAAAGUUUCCUGCCGCUCUAAUCUGAAUAGUAUUUCCAAAAAAAUAUCAUUCAGGACGAGUCCGAGGACUCGUUCUUCCUCAGUGAGAGAAGGCUCCGCCGGUUCGCGGCUGCAGCGCUUGAGCGCGUGGCCCGAGAAGACGUCAAUGGUGACGAAGACGGCGUCGAAGCGGGAGAGGCCGUUCCCGUUGAGGUAACUCUCCUAGUUUCUCUUCCACUUGCUUUGCUAAAACCCAAAGUUUUUUUAACAUAUCCGAAGAACAACUAUGGAAGUAUAAGAAAAAGACUUUAUAGCCGAUUCCCGGCUAGCUUGGAGCGCUAAGGGGGCGUGGCCUGUCUGCGCUCUUUUCGUGACACGACCCUUUAUUCGAUGGCUCAAGCCAGCCUUGAAUCAGCUAUACUAAUGGUUGAAAAAAUUCACGCUAAGCUUGUUUCUUCAACAGGUCAUGCAAAUGAUUUAGGAGGAAAGAAAACUUUUUUUUCAACACUUUUUUGUUGAAUUUUAAGGUUUUAUUUUGAAUAUUUUGGCCUAUUCUCCUAUUUCAAGGAACCGGAAGCCGAAGAGGGCGAGGCAGAGGGCGAAGCCGUCGACGACGCCCAGCAAACGGUCCCGGUCGCUGUCGCAGCAGGACAGCCACCAAGUCCGGCACCUGCUGCUGCGGCUCCGGUGGCCCCGGCCCAAGCUGGACCAGCGCCGCCAGCCCAUCAGGCCGCUGCUCCGGCCGGAGGGCCCAUGCGCCGUCGCGGUCCUCGCCAGGUAAUUAUUUUCUUCACCUCUCUUGCGUUUUUCAAUUCGACUCGUUAUGAAUUAAGGUUUUCUAUUGGAUAAUCAGUGAGGAGCUGCAAAAUGAUACAAAGCUAAAAAGAAGUUAAUUUGAACGUUUUUGACUCAAUGAAACUUCCCAGACGUACUUCUGUAUCACUAAAAAAAAAUUUCGAAAGUUAUUAAAUCAUGAGAAUCUUCUCAAAAGCAGUUAUUGAAAAGGUUUCGCGCCUUCAAAAAAAAAAAAAGCAGCAACAAAAAAACAAUUUAAUUCCUCACCAUUUUUUUCAAGUAAACUGACUAGCGAACGUUUUUACCAACACCCCCGUUUAAACUUUUUUUCGAGCAUUUGAAAGGGGGUGAACAAUGUUCCCUAGUUAGUAAAAAGUCUCGUGAACAGCGCGUUUUUCAAAAAAGAUUUCUCAUUUUAAUGUGGCAAAAAGACUGUUUCAGCGCUUCCAGGGGGCUCCCCAGCGCGGCUCUCUCCGCCUCCGCAAGCUCCCCGUUCCCCCGAAAUCUCCGAAGCAGUUGCCGGACUUCCACCAGACUCCGGCAACGCUUCUGGAGGAACUCAGGGGCGAGCUUUGCAGGAGAGCCGCUGGGGGCAUGGACGCCCAGGAGCUCGAAUUGACCGAGCGCCUUGGAGCGGCCAUGACGACGCUCAGGAGCUGGGCCGCCGGGAAGCCGUUCACGCAGGCCCAACUGGAAAGGCUCCAAAGGAAGGUCGCCAGUGGCUUCUGAAGUUAGUUUGAACACGAUCUUCAAAUUUAUCUUAAUAGAUUUUGGGUUGAAAAUGAUGGAUCAUUGUCGCUUCAUGGAUUUGUCAAUAAGAGUCAUAGACGGGAGAGUACAGACCUUAGUUACGCCGGGAGGGAAGGAUGGCUUGAAAAAUUCUAGAGAAUUAGAAAUAUGAUCAAUCUUACAUCUCCGGGAGGUAUUUUCGGUCACAAUAAUACAAGUUUUAGCCUUAGGGGGGUGGUAUUACUUUUAUUUUGGGAAAACUUGGGAGGAAGAGUCGGUGACCUUUAGAAAUGGUCUGCCUGUAUGAUACAAUACUAACUUAAAAAUAUUCGUUUUUAGUCCAUUUCAGGAGGAAAGUUCAUUUAAAAUUCUCUUGAAGUUUGAAGUUCACACUUUCUUAUUGAAAAACAAACUGAAAGUUUUUCUAAAAACGAAAUUGGCUGGAAGGCACAGGAAAUUCUGCAAAUAUUCGAAUUGAUUCAUCUUGGAACAAAAAUAGUUGAAAGCUUUAUCCUGAAACUGAAGAGGUUAACAUUAAAUGCACUCAAGUUUAAAUGAUUCUAAUAGCGAUUUUUCGGAUCUUUAUUCCUUUGAAAAAAAAUUUGAUUUAUUUUUAGCUUGUAUAGAAAAACAAUGAACUUACAGCAAGAUUUAAAUUUUACCCCAUUUUUGACCCAAUAGAUUAGAUUUUUGUUUUGAAUUUUUUUUAAAAAAGAAUUUUUUAAGGGUCGCCCCCACCAAUGCCUACUCGUUGAAGUCCCGAAAAAGGGCCGUUUUGUAG
Molecule: messenger RNA, 10133 nt
Organism: Caenorhabditis auriculariae
Lineage: Eukaryota; Metazoa; Nematoda; Chromadorea; Rhabditida; Rhabditidae
Source: the annotation of a GenBank genome assembly